Molecule: messenger RNA, 1277 nt
Organism: Somion occarium
Lineage: Eukaryota; Fungi; Basidiomycota; Agaricomycetes; Polyporales; Cerrenaceae
Source: the annotation of a GenBank genome assembly
AUGCUAAAUGACAAUGAUCGGUGUAAGCGCCCAUAUGUACCUUGAAUUGCAGCCAAUCACGUCCGUUUGACUUCCAAGACGUUGCUGCCUUGAACAUGACCUCAGGCUAUACUAAAGCGAAUACGAUAAAUCUUUCUGCACCUGCUAGUGCAGUAUCGUUUGGACCUGAAAACAAGGUCGCCGUAGGAUCGAUCGAUGGCAGUUUGCGUUUGUAUGAUCUUCCAAGUACCAAGGUCGCAAAGGCGAUCACGAAACUUGGUGACGAAGUCGCUUCGAUUGCAUGGGAAUCUCCCUCUUCCAACAAUCUGUGGAUCGCGAGCGGAAUCACCGCAUUCCUCUUUGACCUGGAAGUUCCAAAGAUGAUCCUAUCUCCUGAUGAUGAUGCUGCGCUGUCUGUACCAUUGGGAGAAGAUGAGGAAGAUGUCUUGAACGAGCUUAGCAUAAGCCCUAGCACGAAAAGCCUAGCGUUCGCCUCAGAUAAUGGUUCCGUGGGUGUGAUGAACCUUGUCACCCGCGAAGUAAGUCGCAUGAAGAAACAACACGGCAGUAUAUGUUCAUCUGUCAAGUUCAUACCUGAUCGACCAACUGAGCUGGUCAGUGGUGGCUACGACUCUGGUCUCCUUCAUUUUGAUUUUGUUCAACGCAACGUUCUAUCGAGCUUUGACAUCACUGCUACACCAACAGAAAAUGCUGUCUCUCUCUCACCUCCCUUCAUAUUGUCUACUGCAGUGUCAUCGACAGGUCUAAUAGCCGCAAGCACGGCAGACGGUCGAUUAUGGCUAGGCACGGGAGGAGACAAAUCACACCCAAGCAACUCGAAACCUGGUAAAAAGCGUACUCGAAAAUGGGAGGGUCUGCGAGCAGAAGACGGAUUAUUUGUUCAAGUGGCUGAGGGUCCCGUUGUUGCCUGUGCAUUUGUGAACGACCAGACAUUGGUCACAUCUACUCUUCUUGGAAAACUGGCACAGCAGUCGAUAUCGUACAAGCCUGCCGGAGCUCUACAGGUUCACACGACGUGGAAUGCGGAAGUUAGUGUUGUAGCAAAGGUUAAUGCUCUCUCUGUGAAUGGACGAUACUUGCUUGUUGGGGGUAUUUCCAAGGACCACAAAGGGGCUGUCGAAAUUUGGAGCUCAACGCAAAACUCAGGCUGAAUAAAAUAUUAAAAGCUGUAUUAAUUAUGCGUGUCGGGAGAAAUGUGGGGUAGCGAUAUGCAAAAUAUCCAUCUGUCUGAAUGGUCUACUGGGCAUUAGAAGAAUCUAGAUUGUUACUUUCCGGCU